Molecule: messenger RNA, 243 nt
Organism: Guillardia theta CCMP2712
Lineage: Eukaryota; Cryptophyceae; Pyrenomonadales; Geminigeraceae
Exons: 2
Coding region: 1-243 (80 amino acids)
Source: RefSeq, a predicted model, not a curated record
AUGGAGAUGGAGAUGGAGAUGGAGAUGGAGAUGGAGAUGGAGAUGGAGAUGGAGAUGGAGAUGGAGAUGGAGAUGGAGAUGGAGCCGGGAGUGACGGAAGAGGCAGGUGCGGGAGGAGGGGAUUACUCGCGGGCUGUAUCGCGGGUUCCGAAUGUCGCAAUUUACAUGUCCCUGUAUGAUGUUGUAAAGAAUUUCCUGAUAAAGUACAAAGUGACUCAUGACACAAGAAAAGAUGUGUCAUGA